Plasmodium adleri (nom. inval.) is the source of this 4158-nucleotide messenger RNA. RefSeq names its product conserved Plasmodium protein, unknown function. Bases 1 to 4158 code for a protein of 1385 amino acids. Lineage: Eukaryota; Apicomplexa; Aconoidasida; Haemosporida; Plasmodiidae. The transcript is spliced from 3 exons. Gene Ontology annotation, molecular function: protein binding. The record is from RefSeq and is a predicted model, not a curated record.
AUGUCAGAGGAAAAGUUACAAGAAAUAUUUUGGUCUGUAGAAGAACUAAUUUAUUUACAUUAUCAAAAUGAAGAUAUAUAUGAAAUUAAGAAAAAAGAAAUUAUAGAAGCCUUGUCAAUAUUAUAUAAUAAUAACAAUAAAGAUGAUUUUAAAAAUGAUAAUGAAUUAUUAAUUAGUGAGGUAGAAGAAGAAAAUAAAUUGAAGAAUACCUUUUUUGAAAAGAUGAUAGAAGAAUUUAUUGAUUUAUUUAACGUUAUAAAACUAAUUAAGAAUGGGAAUCAUAAAAAAUGUAUUAUGCAUCCAUUUAUUCACAACAUUUUUAAUUAUAUAAAAGAUAUUUUUAAAAAUAAAUGUAUUGACAAUAUAGAAGAUAUUAAAAAAGAGAUUUAUAAUUAUAUAUUUAUUGAAAAAAAGAAAUAUCAAGAAAUGAAAUAUGAUAAUAAUAAUAAUAAUAAAAAUAAUAUAUUUUUACACACGUGUUAUAUUUUCUUAUAUGAAAUAAAAAUAUUAUUAUGUUGUUAUAUUUUCUUAAAUAUAUUUGUUCAAUAUAACUGGACAGGUCCACCAUUAAAUUAUGAUAUUAAAGAUAUAAAUAAUAAUGAUGAGGAAGAUAUUUAUUUUAAAGAAUUCAUACAUGCUAUACAUAUAAAAAAUAAUAGACAAAUUUUAAAUUCCUGUUUAAUUUUUUUAACAUUAGAAGGAGAAGAAAUAUAUGAAUAUUGCGAAUUAAUAAAUGCAUUCUCAUUAUCUGUUAUAUUUUUAGGAUUAGUAAAUAAUUAUAAUAACAAAUUAGAUAAUAAUAUAUUUUCUUUUUAUGAAUAUGAUCAUUUUAAAAGGUAUGACCAUAAUGAAGACAUGAAUAAAUCAAUGAACACUCAUGAUGAUAUUGAAAAUAUAAAUCAUACAAAUGGUAUUAUUUAUACAUAUGAUGUUGAUAAUAUGCAAAAAGUAGAAGAAAAAGAAAAUAACAACAACAACAACAACAAUAAUAAUAAUAAUAAUAAUAAUAAUAAUAAUAAUAUGAAUCAUAUGAAGAAUAAUUAUUUUUAUAAUUGCAACAAAUUAUAUGAUCAUUUAAAAUUACUUUAUUUUGUAAGAAGCAAAUAUUUGUGGAGAGGACGAAUUUUUUUCAUAUGGCAAAGAUUAUUUACUUCAACUAAUGAUUAUUAUUAUUCUUUAAAAAUUAAUAUUAUUGAUAAACCUAUACAGAUAUUUAAAAAUAUAAAAAUUUUACCUCCUGAUUUUGAAUUAAUUGAACAAGAUGUAAAUAUAAAUGAAAUUUAUGAUAUUUUAGAUAGUGUAAAAGAAAAUUUAAAAGAUGUUAAAUAUUGUAAUUUAUUUUAUAAUAAUCAUAUGUCAAAACAAUUUAAAAUAUAUGUAUUAUCAAAUUUUUCGAUUUAUCUGGCUUUUUAUAAUUAUACAAGUGCUUAUCAAAGAAUAUUAGAUUUAUUAUCACAAAUAAGUCAUUUCCAAUAUUUCUUUACAGGUAGAAUGGGGAUAAAAAGAAUGUAUCAAAAAAUACCAGCAACUAUACUUGUAUUAAAGACAAAGUUAAAUGAUCAGGAGGAUAAUACAUCUACCAUAUUAAAAGAAAUUGAACCUUUAAGUGAGUAUGAUAUAUUAAAGAGUGAUUAUCGCAUUAUUGAUAACGAUGAGCAUAACGUUAAUAUAUCCAAUGAUAAUGAACAUAUAAAUAUAAAUAUAAAUGAUAAUAAUAAUAAUAAUAAUAAUGAUAAAGGUAAAAAAAUAUUUAAUGAACAAAAUGAGUCUUUAAAAAGAGAAGAAAUAAAUCUAUUAUCAAAUAAUAAUAAUACUUUGAGAAAUGAUCAAUAUGAACAAUUAUCUCAUGAAAAAAAUCAACAAGGAGAUUUAAAAAACACACAUACAUGUAAUAAUGAAUUAGAAGAUAAACAAAUAUUAAAUGGAUGUUAUACUAAUAAUAUAAAUAAUAAUAAAAUAAAUCAAAAUAACGACAAUAGUAAUAAUAAUUUUGAGUCAUGUGCUCAUGAUUCAUCAAACGAAAUUAUUCAAGAAAAAAAUAUUUAUGAAUUUAAAGAUGAAAAAAUGAUUAAUAUUGCUGAAGAUUAUGUAAUAAAAAAUAAGAAAAAGGAUAAUAAAACAAAUGAUAAUAUAGACAAUAUAUUGGAUGAUCAUAGUAAAGAUGAAAAUAAAGAAAGUCUUAAAAAUUCAAAUGACUUAGAAAAAAAUAAAUCAAAAAUAACAUGGAAAUUAAAAGAUUUUGAUCCAGAUACAGAUAUAUUAGAAGAACCACAUUUUUUUGAUUCACAAAAUAAUAUUUUUAAAGUUUUAUCUUUUCAAGAACAAAUAUGUUUAAUCAAUUAUUGUUUUUCAAUGAUUAGAUUUAAUCCUCACUAUGAUGAAAUAAAAUUUGAGAAAUUAAAUGCGGUUAUAUCCAGAUGUCUCAAGUGUUAUGAUGUCAAUCCAAAGAAUCCCCAUUUGACAAAAGAGAAAAAUGAUAAUCAAAAUAAUAAUAGUACAAAAAAUAUAUUAAGUAGUAACAGUACAAAUAUAUUAAGUAGUAACAGUACAAAUAUUUCAAGUAGUAAUAGUACAAAUAUUUCAAGUAGUAAUAGUACAAAUAUUUCAAGUAGUAAUAGUACAAAUAUAUUAAGUAGUAAUAGUACAAAUAUUUCAAGUAGUAAUAGUACAAAUAUAUUAAGUAGUAAUAGUACAAAUAUUUCAAGUAGUAAUAGUACAAAUAUUUCAAGUAGUAACAGUACAGAUAUUUCUAUUAAUAUGCAUAAUAAUUUUUCUAAUUAUUGUUCUUCCUAUGGAGAUCAAAAAUAUGUAUCUCAACAAUUAAAAUACCAGAAUUGGCUAUUACAUUCUUGCAUGUUAUGGUUCAAAUGUAAAGGAGAAACAUUUCGAUUUAAAACUGUUGACAGAGCUGCAGCUCAAUUAAAUGAACUACAUAAAGAAUGUUAUGAUAUAAUACCUGAAUCUGUGGAAAGACUUAAAUUUAUAUAUGAUGUAUAUUAUCCUACAACGUGGGAAAUGAAAAAGGAAAUAGGUUCUGUAAUGAUAAAAAUAGGAUCAGUUGUAACAGCCUUUAAUAUUUUUAAAGAUUUAAAAUUAUGGGAAGAAGCAAUUUCUUGUUUAAUUCAAGCAGAUAGAAAAGAAGAAGCUAGAGAAUUAUUAGAUGAUUUAUUAAAAAAGAAAAAAAGUCCAUGCUUGUUAUGUUUAUAUGGAUUAAUAGAGAAACAAAGAGCUCUAAACUAUUAUAUUGAGGCAUGGGAAGUUUCAAAUUUUAAAUAUGCAAAGGCAGCUAGAUUAAUUGGUAAAUAUUACUAUGAAAAAGAAAUGUAUGAAAAAUGUAGUGAAUAUUUAGAAAAAGCUUUAGAAUUAUCUCCACUAUUUCCAGAAAUUUGGUUUAUAUUAGGUUGUUCAUAUAUGAAAAUCGAAAAUUUCGAUGAAUCUAUAAAAGCAUUUACACGCAUGAUUAGUAUGACUAAUGAUAAUUCAUGCAAAUCAUAUGGUAAUUUAGCUUACUUAUAUAUGAAAAAGGGAACAUAUAAAGCAGCUAAAAUAUGUAUUAAUCAAGCUGUUAAAGUGAAUAAUAAUGAAUGGAAAUAUUGGGACACUUAUAUAAAAUUAUCUAUUUUACAAAAUGAUAUUGAUAGUUUUUGUUUAGCUUUAAGAAUGAUAUGUCAAGUUAAUCAAGUUAAGCAAAUACAACCAUGGGUAUUUGAUUAUAUAUCUGAUGUAAUAGUAAAAGAUAAACCUACUUUAAUUCAAAAUAAAAAUGGAUUGGCUUAUCUAGAUAAAAUCAUUACAACUAUGGAACAUUUGUCUCAAUAUAUAACAGAAUUGGAUACAUUCUGGAAUGCCUAUUCCUUUUUUCUUUUUAUAAAGGGAAAAUUUUCAGAUUCAUUUGAGGCAAAAAUUAAGGAAAUACGAUCAAUAGAGAGUAUAAUACAAAAAUGCAAUAACGAAAAGUUAGUUGAUGCGUUGAUUUCGAAGAUAGUGGUUGCCACAAAAUUUCUUUAUCACUUAAUAAACUCACAUGACAUCGGAGAAAAAAAAGGAACAUUUUUGUACCAACUAAAGAGUCUUGUCGAAUCAACCUUAAAUCAUUACAAAAACCUUAGUAGUGAGAACUUACAAGAGUUAUCACAAAUAAAGAACAUUUUAAAUUAA